UUUGCUAUAAACACAGCCUGGGUGGCGACGUGUGGGUCUCGAGACCGGAAGCAAGGGUGUUUGGCGAUGGCGGGAGGCUCGGCUGCAGGCGGACGCCAGCAGUUGAUGCGGGAGCUGGAUAAUGGGUCUCUGGAGAUAACACAGAGCAUGGAGGAUGACCCCCUACUUGAAGUCCCACUUCCACCUCAUGCAUUGCAUUCUUGGCUGCGUCCGAAGUUCUAUGCUAUACCUACAGUUUGCUUUGCCAAUGUUUUGUUGCUGGUACAUGUUGCCUUUGUUAUUCUGGCUUUUUUAGCAGGUAUGUUUUGUUCUUAUCCUGAUGCAAGUGCAGAUAUGUGUCCUAAACGCUACACAAAUCCUCUUAAGGUGCAAACUGCUAUAAUAAUUGCCAAGGUAAUUCUCUGGCUUCUACAUGUGAUCCUUGAAUUAUAUGUCCACUACCAUCACAGUAAGGCCAGGGGCAGAGGCUAUCUCUUAAUCUACCGGAUGACAAGGCAUCUGAAGAGGCUUCCCCUGCUAAUUCAGUCUGCAGGUAAUGGUGCUUUACUUCUGAUACUGUCUGUGCAACAUUCUUUUCCUGAUCACAAUAAAUUAUACCUUUGCUUCAUCUUGGCCAUCUUGAGUGUGGAGCUGAUUUGUUCAUUGAUAUGCCUGGUUAUCUACACAGUAAAAGUGAGCAACUUUAACCGGGCAAAACCCAGACCUGACAUCAUAGAAGAAGAAAGGAUGUAUGCAUAUUCUAAUCGUAUUACCUCAGAAGUUGGAUUCAGGGAAACAUCAGUGUUGGAAGAAAUAGUUGAAAAACAAGGAGACGUGAUUGAAUAUCUUCAGAGGCACAAUGCCCUUCUCAGCAAGAGACUGCUGGCAUUAACAUCCCAACAGGCCAGAAGUUAGUGGUGUCCAGAAACCAUUUGAGAAUAUCAUGAGAAUUGCAGGACCAACAGACACUGGAAGAGAAGAGAAAAUGCUUUGUAUGCAAGCUGAUCAGUAGCAUUCCAGGUUCUUCAUACCAGCUGGAGAUAUUCUGGCUUGGUGCUAAAACUUCUAGGUGCUGACAUGUAUUUUGAAAAUUUUCUUCAAAUUCCUGCAGUACAUAAAACUAUUAUUAUCUGGUGGGAAGCAAUUCUAAUUCAAACUGCCAAAGAUCUUCAUGGGGGUUUGGGAUUCAGUGUUUUAUUAAAUAAAUUUGUCAAACCUCUUCACUUCUAUAGUGUAAAUACAGUGCUCAGUUUUUGUGCAUUUGUAUAGUAAUCAGUAGGUCAUCGUGUAAAUGUUUUGAAAGGGAAUAAGGAUGAUAAAAGUGUCUCUGCUGAAACUGGUGCAUCUGAAGACACACAGUGACUAACUCCCUUAGGAGACCCUGCUGGGAAGUGACCCAAUACUCUUGUGGCAGUGUUGCCAUUGAAACUGUGCUGACCUGGUGAAAUUCUAUUAGUAUGUGUAUUGGUUUACAGGCAGGUGAUCCAAAAGAGAAGAGUCUACACACAAGUGAGAUGGAGCAGAGGAAGUAAAGUUUGUGUCCAGUCCAAAAUGUGCUGUGUAAGUAAGACAUCAGUUAAGGGUAGCAUGUAUCACAGGCUACACAGAAACGGUAUUGAUAAUUUGAAAAGUUAUUUAUUAUUCCUUUGUUCGUAUGAUGUGCUGAGUAACUGCAUCUCAAUGAGGAAAUAGUGGCAUUUGGAAUAUUUGAACAUUUGACACAUCCAGCUGAUUAUCUCAACUGCCUCGUUAUCCUUCUGUGUGUCUGCUAAGCAGGGGAUAACUAAGCAUAAUUAAUAGAAGGUAUCAAUGCAUAUUUAACCUGCAUACCAACCAGUAUACAAAUGCUUGUACCUUCUGUUGGUGACUUAGUAUGGAAAUUCCAAGAGAUAUUUCAUAUUAUGUAGACGGUGGUUUAAAUAGCUUUAAAUGCUAAAACAAAGCCAUGAGAUAUAUCCUGUACUUAAGAUACACAUACAUGCCUUUCAGUUUACUGCAUAUUUGAUUUGUACAGAACUUUGGAGAUCAAGCAAUUUAAGUGCUUCAGUUCUGGUACAAUUAAAUUUCACUACAUGCAGUGUGAUACCCUGCAAUUGUUGCUGCUACUGUUUUUAAUUUAUGAUGAUACCCAUUGAUUGUCAGUUCUUAAGAUGUCUUAAGAUUUUUAUCCCAAAGCCAAGUGGUUCAUAAUCAAGGAAUGUACAGCUGUUUAUUAGCCUUGAAUGUCUAAUCUCUGGAUCUAUGAACUCAGCAGAAGUUGCUCUGGGACAUGUCCUGCUCUUUAGUUUGCCAUCAAGUUAUUAGUUGUCAGUCUGUGCUGUAUCUUUGGCUGCCAAGACUUGUCUGUAAACCCUAUGCAGUAUUUCUGUAGGAAGAUUAAGAUGGUUUUCCGAUUAAUAUGAACUGUGGUGAUCUUUAAGAAGAACAAAGGCAUGCUACCCUGUUACACUUGAUCUGUACUGACUAUUAAUGUACUGUUUCUCAUUGAGCAAUGUGUUUUGCUUUGUUCAAAGGAAGAACAAGCAAAUUGGAACUGACUGCUUCUAACAUGCCUGUUACUUUUUAGCAUUGUGUUGAACACAGCCAGGAUUUUAUAGGGAAGAUGAACCAAUGUGGAUAACUUUAUUUUUAAAGCUCAGGUUUUGAUGUGAUUUGUGUGAAACUUGUUCUUUACAUUUUGUAAUAAAAGCAGAGAAAUAAUAAAUUCAGUAAUAUGA
This is a messenger RNA of Sphaerodactylus townsendi, 2696 nucleotides long. It is a transcript of the gene TMEM192, whose product is annotated as transmembrane protein 192. Gene Ontology annotation, cellular component: late endosome; lysosomal membrane. The transcript has 6 exons. NCBI's taxonomy places the organism in Eukaryota, Metazoa, Chordata, Lepidosauria, Squamata, Sphaerodactylidae. Bases 67 to 894 code for a protein of 275 amino acids. The record is from RefSeq and is a predicted model, not a curated record.